This is a messenger RNA of Amphibalanus amphitrite, 3141 nucleotides long. Its product is annotated as pyruvate kinase-like. Gene Ontology annotation, biological process: glycolytic process. The transcript has 3 exons. NCBI's taxonomy places the organism in Eukaryota, Metazoa, Arthropoda, Thecostraca, Balanomorpha, Balanidae. Gene Ontology annotation, molecular function: potassium ion binding; pyruvate kinase activity; magnesium ion binding. Bases 466 to 2016 code for a protein of 516 amino acids. The record is from RefSeq and is a predicted model, not a curated record. Gene Ontology annotation, cellular component: cytoplasm.
CUAAAUUUGUGAUUUGGUAUUGGUAUCUCGUAUUGGAGGUCAAGGGGACGGGAGAUACCUCAUUCAAUCCUGCCCCUGUGGCUCAAGAAACAGGAGUUCCUUUGCGCAUCCCUAUUCGUCGUUUCGGUGGUUUUGAAGGUGACCCCCACGCGGCGGCAUUUGUCUUCACGGUCACCAGUCGCCCUCAAAUAAGUCUACUCAGAAGAGUAGGCGCGACGAAAGAUAAACAGCUCACUGGGCGUGCUCCGAGUGGUAACAGUAUACAUUCUACUCAAAACGUUUGAACGUCAGUUUCCGGUAGACGAUCCCUUGGCUAUGAUGUACCAUCAGCUGUUUCGCUUCACGUGAACCGGUCGUGUUGUCGAGUGGUACUUUUCCGCAAUCCGUCCUUUUGGCUCGCGUCCCCGUUGGUGACAGUUGACCUCACUCCAAACAUCUUCUUUUGACUGAAUAUCGGUUGCCACCAUGUCUAACAUCAAGCCCGUCGAGUCGGCCAACACGCUCCUGGAGCACACGGCCUCUCUCGAUGUGGACCUGGCGCCGCAGAGCAUCCGCAAGACUGGCAUCGUCUGCACCAUCGGACCCGUCACCCGCUCCGUCGAGAAGCUGGUCGAGCUGAUGGAGACUGGCAUGAACAUCGCUCGUAUGAACUUCUCCCAUGGCACGCACGAAUACCAUGCCGAGACGAUGGGCAACGUGCGGAAGGCUGCCGAAGUCCUCAGCCAGAAGACGGGCCGCCCUGCGGUCGUCGGCAUUGCUCUGGAUACCAAGGGACCCGAGAUCCGCACGGGUCUGCUGGAGGGAGGCGCCUCGGCUGAGGUGGAGCUCGUGACUGGUGAGAAGAUCAAGCUGACCACUGACCAGUCAUUCUAUGAGAAGUGCAGCAAGGAGGUGCUGUUUGUUGACUACGUCAACAUUACGAAAGUGCUGAAGCUGGGCAGCAGGGUGUAUGUCGACGACGGCCUCAUCUCUCUGAUUGCGCGUGACAUCGGACCUGACUUCGUCAUGUGCGAGAUCGAGAACGGCGGCAUGCUGGGCUCCAAGAAGGGCGUCAACCUGCCCGGUACGCCGGUCGACCUGCCGGCCGUCUCUGAGAAGGACCGUGGUGAUCUGCUCCUCGGAGUCGAGCAGGGCGUCGAUAUGGUCUUUGCUUCCUUCAUCCGCGACGCCGCCGGUGUGCGUGAGAUCCGAAAGGUCCUUGGCGAAAAGGGAAAGAAGAUCCUCAUCAUCUCAAAGAUCGAGAACCACCAGGGCAUCGUCAACAUGGACGAGAUCAUCGCCGAGUCCGACGGUGUCAUGGUUGCCCGUGGUGACAUGGGUAUCGAGAUCCCCGCCGAGAAGGUGUUCGUCGCCCAGAAGGCUCUCAUCUCUCGCUGCAACAUGGCCGGCAAGCCGGUCAUCUGCGCCACCCAGAUGCUGGAGUCCAUGGUGAAGAAACCUCGCCCGACCCGCGCUGAGGUUUCUGACGUCGCCAACGCAGUUCUGGACGGCUCUGACUGUGUCAUGCUCAGCGGUGAGACAGCCAAGGGCGACUACCCGAUGCAGUGUGUCUCCAUGAUGGAUCGCGUCUGCCGGGAGGCGGAGGCCGCUGUCUGGCACCAGAGCUUCUACGACGACCAGGCGAGGCUGGUGGGCAAGGCGGACCACACGCACUCCGUGUCCCUAGCGGCCGUCGGGGCGGCCAUUAAGCUACACGCGGCUGCCAUCAUUGUGCUGACCACGUCCGGAAAGACGGCUCACCUGCUCUCAAAGUACCGCCCGCGCUGCCCGAUCGUGGCGGUGACGCGUUUCCCCCAGGUGGCCCGCCAGUGCCACCUGUACCGCGGUAUCUUCCCGCUGAUCCACACCCCGGAGCGUGUGCCUGACUGGCUCCAGGACGUCGAGGCUCGCGUCCAGUCUGCCAUCGGCUACGGCAAGGGACAGCGCUUCAUCAACACUGGAGACCCGGUCGUCAUCAUCACUGGAUGGCAGUCGGGGUCGGGCUUCACCAAUACCAUGCGCGUGAUCUACGCCUAGAGGUCACGAGGAUUGGCGCAGGUGCGUAGGUGUCUGGUGGUUGUGGGCGUUGGUGGGGUCUGGGUUAGGACGGUAGUGGGUGCGAGAUUCGUGAAGGUUAGUGAAAGAGGGUGAUGCAUGAAGUCUGCUUGGUGAUAGCCUCAUUGAAAUUCGUCCUUGUGGGAGUUUCAUCAUGAAUAUCACUCUUGUUGAUGGAAAGCCAGAGUAAUAUGAGACCACUGCUUCUUCGAUUGAUGGAGACAAUUUUCCCCGCGCUCGCCCAAUCCAUCUUUUGGACUGGCCCCGCCAUCCCCGCACCCCCUUGACACCCACCGCCAUCAUGCACAGUCGCCUAGGGCCCUCCCUAGUGCUAGACGCCAGUGUUGACGCGCAACCAAAGCGCUCGCACGGCCACAGGUUUAUGAUUUUUGAUGUAGUGGCGAACUUCGAUGUCUGGAUGGUUCGCCGUGGCCUCGCAUUGUCGGACAAAAGAAUCUUGCACAGGCGUGGCCACCCGAAUUCGUAGAAACUUCUAUCCCAUGUUUCUUGGGGGGGGGGGGGGGCAUUGGUGUUGCAGUGUAAACAAGCAAUUCUGUGCAUUUGAUUUCGGACGUGUAAUGCGUUGCUAGUGAUUGAAGUUGCGAUAUUUCAAUGAAAGGCCUCAAACUAGUCCAACAAGUGAUAUCAAAACUUUUGCUGUUAUUUGUCAUAAUACCAAAUUUGUAACUAUUUGAUGGAUGUCAUUUCUCUCUCGCUUUUGUCUUAUGUGUUGCCUGCGGGAUCGAAAGUUGACUCCAUUGGGUAUGUCAUGCGUACUAAGUGGCGCCCUGUUAUUCCUCUAAUUCGCAUUUGACGUAAUUUAUUAUCCACGUUGAGGCGACACUUGACUACAUUUGACGAAAUGUUUUUUUUUCUCGAAAAACGGGGCCAUCGAUCCCCUAUUUUCUCGGUAGUAAGCCACAAUGAUUUGUUACGCUUUUUUUCAUUAUGGGAUCAGUUUUGCAGAAAUAUGCGAUUUAUCGCCGCUGGGCAGGCUGGGUCCGCCCGUCACCAUUGUAGUCCGAAUUGUGAGCUCCACUGAUCUGCCGUAUGGUCCAAUUUGUGAUGUGCUGCUCCUAGCUGGAUAAUACACCCUCUUCUCUGUCA